GAGAGAGAGGGGGGGGGGCAGGCAGAAGCAGAGUGAGGACGGGAGAGAGGGGACAGACAGAGAAAACAGCAAUCCGUCUCCGUUGGCUGUUCUUGUUAAAGCUCCAUCCUCGACACACAGCGCUCCUUUCCCCAGUCAGUAAAAACCUGAAGAACUAUGAUUGAUAGACCCAUCUCCCAAUUCAAGGUGAUUCAGCUGGGAAAAUAAAACAUUUGUGACCUGUACAUCCUACACCUUCUCCAGAAAAAUGAGGACUAUCUUACUGGGCGUUGUAUGGCUCUGUUUUGGCCUGUCUCUGGAUGCUUUGUCUUUGAAUGGACGGAGGAUAGAGACAGUAGAUGGAAAAGUAAUGGAAGCAGCGACCAGAGGUGAGAAGCUGCUCAAAAGAGUGAAACGAGGCUGGAUGUGGAACCAGUUUUUCCUGCAGGAGGAGUAUACAGGCAAUGACUACCAGUACAUUGGCAAGCUCCAGUCGGACCAGGACUACGGCAAUGGCUUAGUCAAGUACGUUCUGUCCGGUGAGGGGGCAGGCACCAUCUUUGUCAUUGAUGAGAAUAACGGUGACCUGCAUGCCACUCACCGCCUGGAUCGUGAGGAGAAGGCUUUUUAUAUCCUCAGAGCCACAGUGGUCAACAAACAGACAGGUCAAAAGCUGGAGCCAGAGACCGAGUUCACUGUCAAACUCCACGACAUCAACGAUAAUGAGCCUCAGUUCAGCAAAGAAGUUUACACCGGCAGUGUACCUGAGCGGUCUGACAUCGGUACAUCAGUUAUCCAGUUGACAGCUACAGAUGCUGACGACAGUAUGUAUGGGAACAGUGCCAAACUGGUCUACAGCAUCAGCCAGGGACACCCUUACUUCUCUGUGGACCCAAACACAGGUGUGAUCCGGACAGCCUUGGGUCCUGGUGACAUGGACCGUGAGCAGAGGGAGCACUACCAGGUGGUGAUCGAAGCUAAAGAUAUGGCCGGACAGAGAGGAGGGCUCACUGGAACCACCGUGGUUAACAUCACCCUCACUGAUGUCAAUGACAACCCUCCCCGUUUCAUUCAGAGUAUUUACCAGUUCAGAGUUCCUGAGUCGUCCAAAUCUGGCACUCCAGUUGGGAGAAUUAAAGCCACUGACAGAGACAUUGGGAAGAAUGCUGAGAUGUAUUUCACCAUCAUCAGUGGAGACGGCAUAGACAUGUUCGACAUCUCCACUGACAAAGAGACCCAGGAGGGAGUCAUCACCGUCAGCAAGCCUUUGGAUUAUGAGAAGAAGCCGUCUUACACAGUUGAGAUCCAGGUCCAAAACACCCAGGUGGAUCCUCGCUUCAUGUCUGCAGGCUCCAAAGACAUGGCCACAGUUCGGAUUGGCGUGGAGGACGUGGAUGAGCCGCCGCUAUUCGACAAAGCCAGCUAUCUGAUGGAGGUGAAGGAAGAUGCUGCAUUGGGUGUGGGUGUGGGCUCAGUCAGCGCCAUGGACCCUGAUGGAGCUCGCAGCAUGGUCAAGUACUCUAUUGACCGUCGGACUGACAUGGACCGCCUGUUCAAUAUACAUCCAGGGAAUGGAUCUGUGUUCCUGCUCAAAAGCCUGGACAGAGAGGAGACUGCCUGGCAUAAUAUUUCAAUCAUAGCCACUGAGUUCAAUAAUCCCCGUCAGAGCAGCCAUGUUCCGGUCUACAUCCGCCUGCUGGACAUCAACGACAACGCUCCCACAUUUGCCACUGUGUAUGAAACCUUUGUCUGUGAGAGGACUAAGGCUGGUCAGCGGAUCCAGACAGUGAGUGCAGUCGAUGCCGAUGAGCCGUCAACAGGACACAAGUUUUUCUUUAGCCUGGCUCCUGAGGGGACCCACCGCAACAACUUCACUGUCCGAGACAAUGGAGAUAACACUGCUGGCAUCCUAACACGCCGAGCCAGCUACAGCCGCCUUCACCAGAGCAUCUACCUGGUUCCCGUGGUGAUCACCGACGGCGACUACCCCAUGCAGAGCAGCACAGGCACCCUCACUGUGAGGGUGUGCACCUGUGAUCGUGAAGGCAACAUGGAACUGUGUAAUGCAGAGGCUCUGAGCAGCUCUCCUGGUCUCAGCACUGGAGCUCUCAUCGCCAUCCUACUGUGUGCCAUCAUACUGCUGAUGAUCGUGGUCCUGUUCACAGCAUUGAAACGCCAAAGAAAGCAGGAACCUCUCAUCAUUUCCAAGGAGGAUGUCCGGGACAACGUGGUGAGCUACAAUGACGAGGGUGGAGGGGAGGAGGACACCCAGGCUUUCGACAUUGGAGCACUGCGACACCCGGACACUGCCGCCACCUUGGAGGAGUCCGCCAAACAAAGGCGUGACAUCAUCCCCACUGACACCCUGCUGUACCCACCACACCGCUGCCCUGCUCCCCCUGUUUCUUGCCUCAUCAUGCCACCAGUCAGUAUGGCGUCACGGGAUAACAGGGACGUACGCGAGUUCAUCAAUCAGAGAGUGCUGGAGAACGAUUGUAACCCGACGGCACCGCCGUACGACUCUCUGGCCACCUACGCUUACGAGGGAGCAGGCUCAGUGGCCGAGUCACUGAGCUCACUGAGUUCAGCAUCAUCUGUGGCUGAGCAGGACUACCACUACCUGAGUGACUGGGGGCCCAGGUUCAGGAAACUAGCUGACCUGUACGGGGCUGAGGACAGUGACUUCUCCUAACAAAGACACCACAAACACACACACUCACUUCCAUUUCAAAGACAAGUUCAGGAAAGAUUUUGACGAAUGCAGGGCAGAGGACAGCAACAUCUAACUACCACAAACUCAACUUGAUACUACCUGAUGAUACUGAUGAGCUUUGAGAAAAUGUGAGAACUUAUACAAAUGCAGACACACACUCCACAUGAUGAGCCAACAGAUGUGCUGGCAGAUAAUUCCAUUCCAAGAGAACGCCACCUGAUCCUUGACCUGCACAUGGAUCCAAAAAUGCUUACCAAGUCAUUUUUAAAAGGGGACAUAAGUCUUAAAUAUCUGAUUUUGGGAAUGAGAACUAAUUGAUGUAGAAAAGAAAAUUAACUAACACAAUUGUGGAGCCCUAAAAUCUUCAGUUCCACCAGUGUGAACCUCUAUAAAGGCUCAUUUCAGGCCUGAAUGGACUUUUGAAUCAAAAUUAGACUGUAUUUUGUAUUGAGAAUUUGACUUUUAAUACUUUCAGGCUUUGCUUUAAUCUCUCCUUGGUUACCAGAUAACCAUUUUGCAGAGGGUUUCUUGUGGCUUUACAUGUGUCAUUCAAGGUAAACUGAGGAGGAAAGCAUUGGGGAUCCAGGUCAGUCAACAAAACCCCAGUGUAGUUAUUUCAGGGCUGGAUCACAAACACUUACCUCUGCAGAUAUGGAGUGAAGAGUGUGGACAAGACAAGUUUUUUUUUCUUUUUGACUAAGUGCCCUUCUGCUUCCCUUCGACCUGAACUGUGGACACCUGUAGGUUGGCUGAGAUUGGAGGGGGCUAAUGACUCUUACAUAAUUGCUUUUUGUCUUUUUUUCUGUCUUAUACAAAAGGACCAUUCCAGAGGAGCUGUUCUAAAGGAUCCUCACUUAAAGAUCGCCUUCUUCGGGAUACAGAGUAAAAGAGGACAACUCAUAUGGCUAAAUGCACUGAUUUCUUUAUGUUUUAUGCAGGUUUUUAGAUUUUUGUUGGGGUUUUUUUUGUGCUGCACACAAAAAGAAGAUAUAUGUUCAUGGCAUCAUUUCUAGACUUUCAGCUCUUGAUUAAGUGUAAAUUGUGUCAGAAACUUGGUUGAACUGAGUCAUAUUGGGAGUAUACUAAGUUCUAUAAAUCUUUAAUUUUUUGUUUUUAAUAAAAUAUAACUUCUGAUAUCAUACAGUUGUUGAACAAUGUUAAAUAAAGUAUUUUCAUUGAGAAUAUGCUUUAUAUUUACAUGAGGGACAUGGGGAAGCCCUCCCUUCAGAGUAGAGCUGUCACUUUUUAUUAAAAUAUUCUGACUACUGUUGGAGGCUGAAUUAACUUACUAAAUUACCUAUGUUUAAGCGCAUCAAGCCAUUUAUAAGGCAAAGAUUGUGGGUUUGGUCAAAUAUUAAAGCUGCACUAAUCAAUAUUUUUAUAAUUACAAUGGAUCAAAUGACUACAUAUAAUGUGAAUGGAGAGCGUUUUAGUGUCCUUCAGGUCAUUGUUUUGGUUUUCCGUCCUGCAAUUUUACUGUUUUGAUUGAGAGUUAGCAACUGUUUUCAACACUAAACGGCAGACAGACACAGUUAGCAACUAGUUGGUGAACAUAGCUGCAUUAAGCAGGUAAGAGCCAAAUAUUUUUCUCAAGAGUUGGUCGAGACCAAACCAGAGCUAAAAGGAGAGUGAAUAUUAGACUUACAUUCAUCAGGUGGACACAAACGUAAUCCAAAUGGAUGCUAAUCAGAAUUAGAAAUACUUUAUUGAUCCCCGAGGGGAAACUCUUUCGUUACAGCUGCUCACUAUCAUGUCAGUGCACACAGGAAUAGAAGUUCUAGCAAAUCAAAAUAUAAUACACUAUAAUACAGGCAAGAUUAAUAAAUUAAGUUGUUGCUCCCUAUCUGCUGGAUGUAAGCAACUGUUAACAACCAGAAUAAUGUGAUAAUAUGUCAAUGUUUUGUUAGAUCAAUAGUUCAACAUUUUGAGAAUUAGGCUUAUUUGCUUUCUUGCAGGGAGUUAGAUGAGAAGUUAAUGUCUGUAUGUUAAAUAUAAAGCUACUGCAAGUGGCCGAUUAGCUGAGCUUAGCAUAGAGACUGGAAAGAGGGAAACAGCUAGACUGGCUCUGUCCAAAGGUAACAAAAUUCACCUGUAUCUCAUUUUUUCAAUACAAAAAACAAAGUGUAAAAAUGACAUGUUCUUCUUCAAACGUGACGUUUUGAAAAAAGUGACAGCCCUACUUCACAGCCAGUAUUGCAGCUUGAAUGUCCUUCAAUGACUUGUAACCUCAUUUUCAGAUUCAUAUUAUUUCCUGCUCAUACCUGUUUUCUCCCUCAUACUUCCAUAGUUUGAGGAUAUGAUCCAAAUGUUUUUGCCCAAAGGUAUCCUGUCACAGAUUUUAAUCGCUGUUUUGUAUGAGACAAGAAAAAAAUGACAGCUUAUCUUAUAUACUGGUUUAUUCUCUUAGUUUUAUUCAGCCCACCUUUGUGUCUUAUUAAGAGACAGAGGUUUUGUUGUUAAAUGUUGUAAUUAACCGACAGUGAAAGCAGCAUAUUUAUCAUUUGCUUUUAUGUCACAGUACUGAAGCACAAGGUCAAAAAUCACAAUAGUCAGCCUCAGUGCAAUGUUAAAAAUAACACGCUUCCAAGUGAGGGAUGAACCUAUGAAGUCAACAUCGUUUAUUGAUUCAGACUCUUUAUAUUCUGAUUUGAUAUCAGGAGUUUGUAUUGUGUGUUUUGGCAGUUCCAGUAAAAGCAGCAGUUUGUUUCAGUUGUGUUUUGUAACCGUAGUCUGCUCUGAAGGCUUAAAACAAAAAUGCCCACAUAUUUUCCUUUAUAUUGUAAUUCAUUCUUUUUGUACCAAAUAUUUAUAGGAUACAAUGAUGAUAUUCUUGGAGGGAAAAAAAUCUAAAUACCGUCCAGCUGUACUGUUUUUUUAUGUAAUUUUGGAGGUGUGAAACUCACUGUGGGCAGUCUACCGUUGGUAUAUGAUGUAUUAUCAAGUUGUUUAAUUUUAUCAAAAUAAACUUUUACAGUGAAA
Molecule: messenger RNA, 5671 nt
Organism: Siniperca chuatsi (mandarin fish)
Lineage: Eukaryota; Metazoa; Chordata; Actinopteri; Centrarchiformes; Sinipercidae
Product: cadherin-6-like
Exons: 12
Coding region: 248-2671 (807 amino acids)
Biological process (GO): calcium-dependent cell-cell adhesion; cell morphogenesis; multicellular organism development
Cellular component (GO): adherens junction; catenin complex; plasma membrane
Molecular function (GO): calcium ion binding; cadherin binding
Source: RefSeq, a predicted model, not a curated record